This is a messenger RNA of Chironomus riparius, 1500 nucleotides long. NCBI's taxonomy places the organism in Eukaryota, Metazoa, Arthropoda, Insecta, Diptera, Chironomidae. The record is from the annotation of a GenBank genome assembly.
AUGGGCAAAAUGCUCCGUCGAUGUUCACUUUUGAACUUUUUCAUCUUUAUGGGUCUGUUUUGGCUCAUUUUACUUGCCUAUUUCUACACAUCAUCUAUGUCUGAUGAUAAACCAGAACCUGAUGAAAACUUAGACUUUCUGCAAUUAAAACAAGCAAAACUGCAGAUUGGGGAUGAGUAUGAAGACCCAAGACUCAAAUUAAUCGGCGAACUUGGUAAAAAUUCUACAAAAACCAAAAAACUCACCAAAAAAGACAGAAAACGAACAACACAAGACUUAUUUGUGUGGCCAGUGCUGUCAGAAGAAGUCAAGGAACUACACAGGAUCCUUAACCUCACAAAUCCUGGUCACAUGGGUCAACCAGUUAACCUCCCAGCUAACCUACCAGCUGACAUCGCCCAAAAAAUCAACAAAAGUUGGGAAAUUUAUUCAAUUAAUGAGUUCGUGUCAACUUUAAUUCCGCUGGAUCGUGACUUGCCUGAUAUUCGACCGGAAUAUUGCCGAACAGUCAGUUAUGUUGAUGAUUUGCCAAUGACUUCAGUCAUUAUGGUUUUUCACAAUGAGCCGUUGUCGAUGAUUUUGAGGUCUGUUUUUGCUGUUUUUAAGAGAACUUCUGCGAGAUUGUUGAAGGAAAUUGUGCUUGUUGAUGACUGUUCGACUCAUGCUAACCUCAAACAACCACUUGAGGACUUCAUCGCACCUUACAAAAAGAUUAAACUUGUCAGAAUUCCGCUCAGAGUUGGCUUGAUUCGCGCUAGAAUGUUUGGAUGUGUUAAUGCUGAGGGACCUGCUUUAGCUUUAUUAGAUGCGCAUAUUGAAGUUACUCCUGGAUGGCUUGAACCUUUACUAGAUCCACUUGUCAAAAACCCAUUGUCAUCAACUUUGCCUGUUGUGGAUGGGCUGGAUGCAAAUACAUUGGAGUAUAAAUUCAAUAAUAAUCCUGAGACUUAUAUGGUCGGUGGCUUCAAAUGGAACCUAAUCUACGAUUGGAUCCCGAUCAGAAAAGAAGAAAAGGAAAGAAUGAGUCACCCAUGUGCACCAAUCAGGACACCAACGAUGCUUGGAGCAUUUUUUGUCAUUAUGAAGGACAGCUUCUUAAGAGUUGGAAUGUAUGAUGAAGAAUUUCAGACUUGGGGUGCUGAAAACUUGGAAUUAAGCUUUAAGGUUUGGAUGUGCGGCGGUGAAAUCUAUCAAGUUCCAUGCAGUCAUGCAGCUCACAUGUUCAGGAAGAAGCAUCCAUACACAUUCCCCGGUGGCGGUACUGAAAUUCGUCGGAACACAGAUCGUCUAGCAGAAGUGUGGCUUGAUGAAUACAAAAGAUUUUACCAUCGUGCAACCAACUUCGAUAAUCGUGAUUUUGGGGAUGUAAGUAAGCAGAAGAAGAUCAAGGAGACACUUGGAUGUAAGAGCUUCAAAUGGUAUCUCGAAAAUGUCUAUCCGGAUGUGAGGUAUGAGGACAAUAUCACUGAUCCACCGCCAGCUAAAGAGAAUAAGAAUUGA